Molecule: messenger RNA, 661 nt
Organism: Diabrotica virgifera virgifera (western corn rootworm)
Lineage: Eukaryota; Metazoa; Arthropoda; Insecta; Coleoptera; Chrysomelidae
Product: adipokinetic hormone/corazonin-related peptide receptor variant I-like
Exons: 3
Coding region: 95-661 (188 amino acids)
Biological process (GO): G protein-coupled receptor signaling pathway
Cellular component (GO): membrane
Molecular function (GO): G protein-coupled receptor activity; peptide binding
Source: RefSeq, a predicted model, not a curated record
CUCUCGUUUAACACCAUGGCUCAGUAUUCGCAUGGCAUGACAGCUCCAAAUUCCAAGUAGCCUAAUUCCAACUAAUCCAUUCGCAAAUGGAAAAAUGGAAACGGAAGACGAUCAGGAAAACUUCAUUAUAUCGACAAUAAACGGCGUUAAUCUAAGCGCCCACAAUGAUACUCAGUUCGGGAACGAUUCGACGUCGGACCUUUGGGCUCAGCCUAAUUUUCGCGAAAUUUCCGUAUAUUGUGUGUUUUUCGUGGUUGCCGCCGUAGGCAAUCUGACAGUGUUGAUAUCGUUGUAUCGGUCGAGGCAUCGGAAGUCCAGGAUCAGCUUAAUGAUUACGCAUCUAGCAAUUGCUGAUUUGAUUGUUACCUUUAUUAUGAUUCCACUUGAGGUGGGCUGGCGGUUAACGGGCCGAUGGCUUGCAGGCAACAUGGCAUGCAAAGUCUUCCUAUUCCUGCGAGUUCUAGGGCCAUACCUCAGCAGCAAUAUUUUAGUAUGCGUGUCAUUAGAUAGGUAUUUCGCGGUUCUGUAUCCGCUUCGAGUGAACGACGCUCGACGUAGAGGAAAAAUUAUGCUGUCAAUUGCAUGGAGCGCAUCUUUUAUAUAUUGCAUCCCACAGUUACGAGUAAAUGAAAUGAAAUCCGCAAUUCAAGAUACUCAGUAA